This is a messenger RNA of Exaiptasia diaphana, 2403 nucleotides long. Its product is annotated as adhesion G-protein coupled receptor G6. Gene Ontology annotation, biological process: cell surface receptor signaling pathway; G protein-coupled receptor signaling pathway. The transcript has 7 exons. Lineage: Eukaryota; Metazoa; Cnidaria; Anthozoa; Actiniaria; Aiptasiidae. Gene Ontology annotation, molecular function: G protein-coupled receptor activity. The record is from RefSeq and is a predicted model, not a curated record. Gene Ontology annotation, cellular component: membrane. Bases 79 to 1338 code for a protein of 419 amino acids.
CUGAUAAACAAAGAGAACGCAAAUCUGAUAAUAAAAGAGUUAAAAACAUUUCACAAAACUACAAUUGGUGUUUUUUUCAUGACAUUGAUUGGCCUCGAGUUCAAUGUCACAAAGCCAAGUGGCAGCUUAGAAUACGUCGUCAAAAUAGGUGAUCUACUCGACGGUCUAAUCAUCCAGUACUUUAGGCGGGUGAAACCAAGUCACAUGCUUACUCCGAAUCUUCAUGUGGAUGUUGAUACAAUUUUGAUAGAGGAGGUGGACUUGAAUACUAUUCUCCGCUUGGAAGACAUAUUGAAAUACAAAUUCAACUUCGUUUCAACCAUUGUUCAUCAGACAGUGGUGUCGGAGCAAGAUCGGGACAUCCUCUCCAUCAUAUCGUAUGUUGGAUGUGGUUUCUCGCUCGUUGGAUUAACCAUCUCAAUACUGACCAUCAUCAUUUCAAGAAAGAUGCGUCGACUAAGAGCCAAUCAAAUACUUCUUCAAAUGUGCUUGUCACUACUAGGAGCUCUGCUGCUUUAUUCAUUUGGCAUCCGGCAACUGRAGGAUGAAUCGAUGAUCGAGACUUGCAAAGCACUUGCAGCACUUUUACACUAUUUUAUAUUGGCAUCAAUGACUUGGGCGAGUAUCGAGGCUUAUAACUUGUAUCAAGACCUAGUCAAGGUAUUUGACACGUCAACGCUUUCUCACAAUGAGUUUAUGGUGAGAGCAAGUCUUGUAGGCUGGGUCCCUCCUGGUAUCAUUGUUGGAGCUACAGUCCUCGCUUCCAAGUAUAGCUAUGGUUUCCAYGUCCCUGACACGAAAAACACCUUGUGUUGGCUGCAUGUUCAUGCCUUUUACGGUGCACUUCUCGCCCCAGUCCUUUUACUUGUCRUUGCAAACAUGAUAAUAUUUGUUAUUGUCAUGAGAGAGAUCUUCAAAAUGCCGCAAGCCCACGAGAAACAUUCCAAACUGUCCCAAUUCCGCGCCACUAUUUCKGUUUUUACUUUACUGGGUCUCAACUGGUUAUUUGCUGGCAUGGCCGCUGCCGCUCCAAAUAUGGUUUUACAGUGUCUGUUCACAAUAACAUGUUCCUUUCAGGGCUUCUUGAUCUUCGUUCUGCACGGUCUCUUAAAGAAAGAUUUCCGCGAUGCCUGGGGACAACUGUCCGCAAAGAACAGGGUCAUGGAGAUGMUUCGUAGCUCCAACARUCAGUCAAUAAAGACCAACACGUCAUCGAUGUCCCAUAAUUCCACGGCGCCAACCAACAGUCUUUCCUUCACUAAUCCUACUCAGGUGAAGUUUGACCGAAUGUCUGAAAUGGAUUCUGGGAUUGAUAUACAGAAAACAGAACCUAUGUGAGCUCAAAGUAUGACAGUUUAUCAAAGCUAUACAUUGUAAAUAUUGAACAAACACGACCUUAGAUGAUUUUUGUUUCAUCAAUUUUUAGAAAUGCAACCAUAAUAGAUUUGAGACAAUAGAGCAAGAUAUUUAAUAUGUGGCCGAGCUUUUCUUGUUGGAAUAUGGCUAACUACCACUUUCUUGGCUGAAACGCGAAAUAGCACUGACUAAAUAGUAUCCAUAUAAAGUAUAUUAAGUGGACAUUGUAUCCAUGGUAAAAUGUCAACCAAUUACGUCUAAUUAUUUCAUAUCACGUCUUUUCAUAUUUUGAGCACAAAACAUUAGGAAACCAAGGUCUUUMUUGAACUGACCACGCACCUCGUACAAAUACUGAACUAUACACCCUUUUAAUAAGUCCCCAGGUAUUGAUUUUUCCGCACUUGACGUCAAAUUUAUUCUUUUGAAAUUUUGACAAUACAAAAGGAAUUCAAAAGAAUAAAUUUGACGUCAAGUGCGGAGAACACAAUACCUUGGGACUUAUUAAAAGGGUGUAUAGACCUUUCUGACAGUACAGAGCUAAAAGCCUAGAACUGCUAACAAUAAACUAUAUAUACGUUUUACAAAAUUAAACGAAACCCAAAUAAUAAUCUUAAAUUAACUAUGAGCAAUAACCAAUUAUCGAAUGGAUUCGURCUGAGGGGAAUUCCCCGCUCAGGGCGACGUUGCAUGGCUCUAUCUAUAUGUCGAUCACAUGACUAAAUCUAUAUUGCGUCAUAAGCUUAAAAAAACAAUGAUCGUUCAUAACACUAAAAUGACAGUGGUGCUUGGACAUUUCCUAAUUAUUCUAUGAUUUUAAAUUGAUUUUAAGUCUAUAAUGAAAUGAUUCCUAGUCAUAAGAACUUGUUGGUAAUUCAAAACUUUUCCUUUUAAUUUAAUACUACUGGUAUCUGACUUUCAAUUGUAAAUUACUGACACUUCUAGAGUGCAAGUCACAUAAGCAUGAAACAAUUCUUAAUAUGUAUUGCUAAAUAAGAUUUAGUUAUCAACUAACUAAGAUUUGAGAACAAUGCUACAAAGGAAUUUAAA